CGAUCGCUGGAGGGGCUUAAAAAAAACUUUUAUCCAAACCUUUCUGCCCCGGGCGAUGGAGGGCGGCGUCGGAAAUUUCUCACGGACUGACGUCAUCCGCGAUCCUGUCGCGACCGCCCCACAGGAGGAGGGGUCGUCUCAGGCCGUGACUUCAUCGUUCACGUCAUCAUAUUCUUCGACCUCGGCGCCGUCACCAUCAUCUUUCCUUCCGACCGCGCGGGCCCCAUCCUCGUCCUCCCCCUUGGGCCCGCUUCCGGAGCCUGCUCUGCCGUUCACGCAUUUUCUUUCUCGUGCCCAUUCCGCCCCCCCGGGAAGGCGAGGGCAUGGGCGUGGCUCAGGCUUUCAGCGUCAUCCAUAGUUAUCUGGACACGUGGACGCCCGUUGUGCCCACGCGCGAAGGUGCAGUUCACUUGGCUCACGUAUUCGCAGAAAACGCUGCUCCGGCCGUUGCAGCGAUGGCUGGGGAUACGGAGGGCGGGCGCGGCGGUCCCUUCGUCUCCCGCGCCGUUCUGUCACGCGCGGUAUUUGACACAGAUCUGCCUUCGCGACAUUCGCCAGCCGUCCUGGAUCUGGCUGUGCCGCGCCCUCCGCCCCCUGUCCUUUAUCCGCCUACGUCAUUACCCGCUCCUGCCCCGAUUCCUUCUUUCUUUCAUGAGUCACCGGCGUCAGACCUCUCCUUGCCGCUCCUCACGCCGGCGCAGGAAGGGUCCCUGAGUCGCUCGACGCUUGCUGUAGAUCCUCCGUAUUCCUACCUCCCGCCCGGCCUGAAUUCUUUUCUGCCACGCCCCACGGCCGUCCUAAACCCCCCUCCGCCGCGGCUGGCCCUUGCUCUGCCCCAGCGCGAAGACCCACACAAGCAAGAUACUCCCAGAUCCGUGAGGCGGACCUCCCCAAGAGUUCCUCAGGCGCUCCCGGAACGCCCUUUGACUAGCGAGUCCCCAGACGAAGCGCCAAAAGGAGCCCAGGAACCCCGCUCAGAGAGCCCUAGAGACAAGGGCCCUCACCCUGAGCGCCAGGAUGGCCAGCACCGAGUUUCUCCGCACAAAAAGCUCCACAUGGACGCCGUCCCAGGCCUCGAGGAGACAGCGCGGCUCGUCACGAAGGUCGCCUCCAACAGGGCUUUUGCGCAGGGAGUCGCCGAUCUUGCGCGCGACGUCACGAAUACAUCAUUUGAUGCCAAACCGUGCAUGCAGUCAGGGCCAGCCUCAGCGGUUGCCACGGUCCUCCUUCCCGGCGAAGACGCCCUUUCCGACCCGGCGGGCGCGGCGGCCCCGGGCGAGGACUGCCUGUGGGCGGAGGACGACUCGGGAUGCUUCGAGGGCAUGAGCAGCUCCAGCGACCCCUCGACCGCGCUCCCGCCCCUGGCGCCCUCGCCCGCCUGCGACUCCUUCGGGCUACUCGAGAAAUAUGGAUACCAAUACGCUGGUCGCCACUACACGUUUGUGGAGACCUUCCCCUAUCGCCUGCAAACUAGCUGA
Messenger RNA from Penaeus chinensis, 1478 nucleotides. RefSeq names its product pollen-specific leucine-rich repeat extensin-like protein 1. The record is from RefSeq and is a predicted model, not a curated record. The coding region runs from base 324 to 1478 and encodes 384 amino acids. The transcript has 5 exons. Lineage: Eukaryota; Metazoa; Arthropoda; Malacostraca; Decapoda; Penaeidae.